AGGUGCCAGCAGAAAGGUCCCCCCGCAGGCGGAGUAUCUCAGGAACCAGCACAUCUGAGAAACCGAACUCUAUGGACACUGCAAAUACCUCACCCUUCAAAGUCCCAGGAUUCUUCAGCAAGCGCCUCAAAGGCUCCAUCAAGAGGACCAAAAGCCAGUCAAAGCUUGACAGAAACACGAGCUUUCGGCUUCCAUCCCUUCGCAAUACAGAUGACAGGUCUCGUGGGCUGCCUAAGCUAAAAGAGUCCCGUUCCCACGAAUCCUUGCUGAGCCCCUGCAGUGCGGUGGAAUGUCUGGAUCUCGGUAGAGGGGAGCCCGUAUCAGUGAAACCUCUCCAUAGUAGCAUCCUUGGACAGUUACCUACUUAAGUGGAAGUAAAUGCUUCAGCUGUAACUCUGCUUCAGAGAGAGAUAAGUGGAUGGAAAACCUUCGCAGGACAGUUCAACCAAAUAAGGACAACUGCAGACGAGCUGAAAAUGUUCUCCGUUUAUGGAUCAUUGAAGCCAAGGACCUUGCCCCUAAAAAGAAAUAUUUCUGUGAACUGUGCCUUGAUGAUACCCUUUUUGCUCGUACAACCAGCAAGACCAAAGCAGACAAUAUUUUCUGGGGUGAACAUUUUGAAUUCUACAGCCUUCCACCUCUUCAUAGCAUCACAGUUCACAUUUAUAAGGAUGUGGAAAAAAAGAAAAAAAAGGACAAGAAUAAUUACGUAGGCCUAGUCAACAUCCCCACUGCCAGUGUGACUGGUCGCCAGUUUGUGGAGAAGUGGUAUCCAGUGAGUACACCUACACCCAACAAAGGAAAGACAGGAGGCCCUUCUAUUCGGAUUAAAUCGCGUUUCCAAACUAUCACCAUUCUGCCUAUGGAGCAAUACAAAGAAUUUGCAGAAUUUGUCACCAGCAACUACACCAUGUUGUGUUCUGUCCUUGAGCCAGUGAUUAGUGUGAGAAAUAAAGAGGAGUUGGCUUGUGCCCUAGUGCACAUUCUUCAGAGUACUGGCAGAGCCAAGGAUUUUCUGACUGACCUGGUGAUGUCAGAGGUGGACCGUUGUGGAGAGCAUGAUGUCUUGAUCUUCAGAGAAAACACCAUUGCCACCAAGUCCAUUGAAGAGUACCUCAAGUUGGUGGGACAGCAGUAUCUUCAUGAUGCACUGGGGGAGUUCAUCAAAGCUUUAUAUGAGUCAGAUGAGAACUGUGAAGUGGACCCCAGCAAAUGUUCAUCGAGUGAACUGAUAGACCAUCAGAGCAACCUGAAAAUGUGCUGUGAGCUGGCUUUCUGCAAGAUCAUCAACUCUUACUGUGUUUUCCCUCGUGAGCUGAAAGAAGUGUUUGCAUCAUGGAAGCAGCAGUGCCUGAACCGCGGCAAGCAAGACAUUAGCGAGCGACUCAUUAGUGCCUCAUUGUUUCUCCGUUUUCUGUGCCCCGCCAUUAUGUCACCCAGUCUUUUCAACCUUAUGCAGGAAUAUCCUGAUGACCGCACGUCCCGGACUCUAACUCUCAUUGCCAAGGUCAUUCAGAACCUGGCCAACUUUGCCAAGUUUGGUAACAAAGAAGAAUACAUGGCAUUCAUGAAUGAUUUUUUAGAACAUGAAUGGGGUGGAAUGAAACGCUUUCUUUUGGAGAUCUCUAAUCCAGAUACCAUCUCAAACACCCCAGGUUUCGAUGGUUACAUAGAUCUGGGCCGAGAACUUUCAGUUCUGCAUUCCUUACUGUGGGAAGUAGUUUCCCAGCUUGAUAAGGGUGAAAAUUCCUUCCUACAGGCAACCGUGGCAAAAUUGGGGCCUCUCCCCCGUGUUCUUGCUGAUAUUACCAAGUCUCUGACUAAUCCUACGCCAAUACAACAGCAACUGAGACGCUUCACUGAGCAUAACUCCAGUCCAAAUGUCAGUGGAAGUCUCUCCUCUGGACUGCAGAAAAUAUUUGAAGACCCCAUUGACAGUGAUUUGCAUAAGCUAAAAUCUCCAAGCCAGGACAACACAGACAGCUAUUUCCGGGGGAAAACAUUAUUGCUGGUUCAGCAAGCCUCCUCCCAGAGCAUGACUUAUUCUGAAAAGGAUGAAAAGGAAAGUAGCCUUCCCAAUGGUCGGAGCAUCUCCCUCAUGGACCUUCAGGACACUCAUGCUGCCCACGUGGAGCAUGCCUCUGUCGUGCUGGACGUGCCUCUGCGCCUGACCGGAAGCCAGCUCUCCAUAACCCAGGUGGCCAGCAUCAAACAACUACGGGAAACCCAGAGCACACCCCAGAGUGCACCACAAGUGAGAAGGCCCCUGCAUCCUGCCUUGAACCAGCCAGGCAAUCUCCAACCCUUGUCAUUCCAGAACCCCGUCUAUCACCUCAAUAAUCCAAUUCCAGCAAUGCCAAAGGCCUCUGUGGAUUCCAGUUUGGAGAACCUAAGCACUGCCAGUUCCAGAAGCCAAAGUAACAGUGAAGAUUUCAAACUCAGCGGACCCAGCAAUAGCAGCAUGGAGGACUUCACCAAACGUAGCACUCAGAGUGAGGACUUCUCCAGGCGGCACACAGUGCCAGACCGACACAUACCUCUCGCUCUGCCACGACAGAAUAGUACUGGGCAGGCCCAGAUCCGAAAGAUGGACCCUACUGGGUUAGGUGCCCGAGCCAAAGCCCCGCCAUCCCUGCCACACAGUGCUUCCUUGCGCAGUACCGGGAGCAUGUCAGUGGCAUCGGCAGCCCUGGUGGCUGAACCAGUGCAGAAUGGGAGCCGAUCCCGGCAGCAGUCUUCUUCCUCCAGAGAAAGCCCUGUUCCCAAAGUGAGAGCAAUCCAGAGACAACAGACACAGCAGGUUCAAUCACCUGUGGACUCUGCCACAAUGUCCCCAGUAGAAAGGACAGCAGCCUGGGUUUUGAACAAUGGGCAAUAUGAAGAGGAUGUAGAAGAAACUGAGCAAAAUCAAGAUGAAGCCAAGCAUGCUGAAAAGUACGAACAAGAAAUCACUAAACUGAAGGAGCGCCUGCGUGCAUCCAGCCGACGGCUGGAGGAGUACGAGCGCCGGUUGCUGGUGCAGGAGCAGCAGAUGCAGAAGCUGCUGCUGGAGUACAAGACCCGGCUGGAGGACAGUGAGGAGCGGCUCCGCAGGCAGCAGGAGGAGAAAGACAGUCAGAUGAAGAGCAUCAUCAGCAGGCUAAUGGCUGUGGAAGAGGAAUUGAAGAAGGAUCAUGCUGAAAUGCAAGCAGUUAUUGAUGCAAAGCAGAAGAUAAUUGAUGCACAGGAAAAGCGGAUCAUGUCCCUGGAUUCGGCCAACACCAGGCUGAUGAGCGCGCUGACCCAGGUGAAGGAGCGGUACAGCAUGCAGGCCCGCAACGGCCUCUCGCCCACCAACCCCACCAAGCUUUCCAUCACGGAGAAUGGUGAAUUCAAGAACAGCAGCUGCUGACGGGCCUGACGGCUAGCCACACUGUGGAAGGAGGCGGAAGGAAGUGGAAGGCUCUCCUGUCCUCAGCUCUUUACCCAGCCUCUUCCAGGUUUACAGGACGUUGCUACUUCACAGUGGCAAUGUGGUGAGAAACUCUUGAGGGAAGAAAGGAACCUCGUCUUUCAGGGCACACGGCGAGCACAUGGCAAAGACUUUCAAGGUUGAUGCUUCCCCCCGUGUCUCUGUGUACAUAGGGAACUUAGUUCUGGGCCAUGUACAGAAAAUACAGCUGUAAUAUACCAGAAGGAAGUGAAUAAUGUAGAUUACCUUUUUAAUUAUUGCUAUUUUUAUUAUUAUUGUUUUCCUCUUGUUGGAAGCACUGCAGUUAGAGGAGAAGUAGGAAUUAUGUGUGAGUGAGGAACGUGCCUGUGGUUCAGUAGGUAGAGCCCAAGUGUCCGUCUGGUAGAAGUACAGGGAGUGCGUAGGACAUCGUCAGAACGCAUUUUUCAGGGAUUCACCUGCCAGUUUGAAACCCCACUCUGGCCCCCUUUGCCCUUUAGGGAAACAUGCAAUAUCAAGACCUAUAUGAAACCGUAAUUCAUCCCACUGAUCAAUCAAAACUGGUUCUGGUCGGACAGCUAAUCUUAUUUAGGGAUUCGCUGUUUCAGAAGACACAGAUAAAAGCUGUUGCAUCAAAACUGGACUUGAGGAAGAGUGAUUUCUAUUGAACUCUUGUCAACAUGUUCCCUCCUCCGUCUCUAGCAGAUGAACAUUUUCUGUUUUAGAUAGGGGGCUUAUUUUUCAACCCCAGUUGUAAUAAAGGGUGUUCUUUUCCUCUUAAGAGUUUACAAAACUGUAACAAUGUGUCUGUACAUACCAUCUUCAUCUUCACACAUUCACUGCCCUUUCCUCCCCAUGGUGGGAGUAAUCAGCACCAACAGGGUUUCCUCUCCCCAGCGGGGUUAUUCAGAAUGCUGUCCAUAAGCCACCCAAAGCCAACACCCUUUCUUCCACACCGUAAAGGGCUAACCUUACCAUGGCAGGAAUCUCUGAAUGUUCCCUAUUUAAAAAUUUUUCUACUUGUAAGUUAUCAUUUUAUUUGGCUUAAAAAAUUUAUCCAUUUUACUAACAAAACUAUGGGCAGGGUAAUUUUAUCUCCAUCUUUAACUUUUAGGUUGCUGCUUCUUCCUCUUAGCCCCUCAGUGACAUUUGGAAAGGAAAUCGUUAUUAUCAUGUUCUUAGUAGCUUUAGCAAUAAUGGCCCAGUUUCAGCAAUUGUCAUCCAUGACUUGUAGGACAGAAAAAAGUCAUAGAAACAGGUGUAUUUCCUUUUUCCAGAGGUGUGAAAUGUUACCUCGAAUGCAACAUUGAAUAUCAGAAGUGUGGAAUGUUUCAUUAAUUUAUUCAUUAUAAAAAACCUUAUAUAUAAAAAAUAUAUAUACAUAUAUAUUCACACAUAUGUACAUAUAACUACACAAAUAGGAAAAGUUCAUGCCUUCUGUGUUGUCAGAUAAAAUGUUAAAAGGGUCUUGAAUCUCUUUAAGCAAGAUCUAAGCAGUAAUUUAUAUUGAGAAAGCAACAAGGUUUCUCAAGUAAGUUGAUGUCUAUUUUAAAUGAUAAUGGAAGGAAAUGUCUUUAGAAGACUGGAGAUGGAACCCCCCCCACCCUCCCCCAACAGGGAACCCCCUGCAUGGAAUGUCUCUGCAUAACAAUCUUCGAGGGAACAGGAAAACAUAUAUGGUGGAUGCCCCUUACAUUCUGAGGCCAGCACCAAGACUCUUGUCCACUAAGUCCCAGACUUGCAUUCCAACCUCUGGAGCUCUUCCCCUCUUGGGUAGAUCAUUGUGUCAGACCUUGCAUUUCAGCAAGGCCCCCUAGCCCCCUGCUUUCUUCCUAACAGUCAGUUUGUGCCAGACAGAGAUCUACACAGUAGCUUCUCACUGUGCUUAUCUGAUCUGCAGGCUUCGUGUCCAGUGGCUCUGGCACUUCUGUAUUUUCUCAAUAUUUAUUUAACAAAUAUUACCUUUUUCCUCAAACUUGAGGGCACACUUUUUCGCCAAAAUCCCUUAAAUUAAUAAGAAAACGAGUUACUGAUUCUGAAGUGGUAUCUAUCCUUUGUUGGAGGAGAGGGAUGUGAAAGAGAAUCUGUCCUUGCUUGUGGCUGUUCUGUGCUGUAGCCAUGUUCGAUCCAGUCUUUGUAAAAGCUUUCAGUUGUGUGCCACAGAAAACCCACAAAUAGGACUGUCAGUUUUGGUGGCCUUAAGUAUGUAAUGUGGGUGAUGUUUUGCAUUAAGGUUUGGAAGCACUCAAGUGUUGCUUAUGGAUUAUAAAAUUACCCAUGUUCUGAAAAUUACCUAUGUUGGAAAUUGAGGAGACGCUUAAAAAUCAAAUGUGUUUUUGAUGAAUGCAAUAUACAUCUCACUUUGUUGUGGGAGCUCCUUUGAGGGCUGUCUCCAUGAGAAGAUUAAAUGCCUCCAAAUAGUUGGAAAAAUUAUGCAACCCUCUACUAUCAGGUUCUCUUGAAUGAAAAGAAAAAAUAGUAAUGAAAGGAUUAGAAGUAAGCUCCAGGUUAAGUUGUUGCCAGAUGUUAAAUUUUAGAUUGUCCAUCGAACCUUUUCCUAUUCAAAUUUUUUUUUUUCUGAGUGUUUCUUUAGAGAAUGCUAUAAUCUAUAGAACUUAUCAUGGAGGUUUCUUUUUUUUAACUUUGGAAAAAUGCAGCAAUAGAUGAUCAUUUUUAUAGCGGUGUUUAAUUGGCUUGUCUUUGACACAAAUAGGCACAGACCUCUGUGUCACGUGGUUGAGGAAAAGCAGAUAGAUUCAGAUAGGCAUGUCUUACACGUGUUUCCCUCAUUGUGGAGUUCAGGAUAGGCAGGGUGGAGUGGAGUUUGAAAUUCAGGGGGAAGUACUGUCAAAGUGUUUGUCUAGCUGGCCACUGGACUUAGCCAUUAACCAGGACGGUAUUGGUAAGAUUCAGGAAAAGAGCUUCAUAUAUUUGCUGUUUAUGUUACUGGAGCAAUAAGCUUUCUGCGGAGAAGCAGCAGAGAGGGUUCCCCUUCCAUCAGGUCAUUGCAGUCUCUGAGUCUCUGCAGUAAAAGCCAUGAGGGGAGGAUCUGAAUGGGCACCUGUUCAUAGAACAGCCCUGGAGAGCUUGCUGUGUCCCAGGCACUUUCACCAAGGGGCUGCUUGGGUCAAGAGCAGUCUCUCCUUAGGGGGCAUGCGGUCAAAUGAGGUCGUCAUGCUACUGCAGCUUUGUGCUUUUUUUCACUUAGUAUCUAGCUGGUCAGAAUUACUUUCUCUGGUCUGCCUCCUCCUUUCUCUAUAGUGGUGAAAGAAAGAUACCAGUUCCUUUCUGAAACUAUCAGCAUUACCUACAUGCCCUUGAGAAUCAGCCUAACUUUAGGAGUACACUUUCAGAUCCUGGUCUACUCACAGCCUCUGUUUAUGGCUCUGUGGCUCUACAGAGCCCUGGCUCUGACCCCGUCCUCAGAGGUACACUGGUUGGGGAGCAGAGUUCUUUUUGGGAAAUUCUAGAGGACAAUUGCCAUCAAGCGAGUUUGCUUUCGUAUUCAUUUGGCCUCCGUCUAGGUUUAGUGCUUGUUAUCUCCAGUGUGGAGUUCAAGAAGCUGGUCAUGGGGCUGAGCUUGGGGAAGGAAGGAACCCUCUUCAAGAUUACCUCAGUCCUGGGAGUCCACUCCAUUAUGACUCUGAGUCCUACUCAGGCUUGACACCAGAGUAGACUUGUCACUGUGCCAGACCCAACCGCUCCAGAGGCCAUACUCAUUUUCACUGCGUUUCCAGCUACCCUUUUGGGGGCUACCUUCUCCUACAGAUGUGGAAAGCCAAAAGAUCUUUCUCUGUCUUCCUCCCCUUUCCAAGUCUGGUAAUGAAAUCUUCUGCUUGCCUUAGCAUGAGUGGUUACCCUCCCGCCCCGGAACUAGGGCCCAGAACCCGGGAUACUUUGUGUUUCAUCACUAUGUCAAUUGAAAGGGACUUAUUUUACUAGUUUCUUAAAAGCAAGAGAUGUUGGGGUGUUGAAUUUUUUUCAAUAGAAUCUCCCUGUGUGUUGGAAUGAUUGUUAUCAGUUGUGGAAGCAUUCUUUCGUUGGCAUUAUUCAGUUAUGAAUGCUCUUGAGUUUAGGAAGGACAAAGGUGAAGAAAUGUGAAUGAGAUAGAAUAUAUAUAAAGAAGACCCAUGCCUGGCAGUCUUCUCAGUAGCCCAGUGGUUCAAAGAAACAGGAGGACUUAGAUCCCUUGCCCACUCUUCAAAUACACAGAUAGGGAAAGGAAAUUUCUGUCAACAACACAUACACACCCACAUAAAACACACCAUUCCUAGGGCUUUCUUUUUAUGAAUGUUCAUCUAUUUUAUAGAGCAAUAGUUCCCGAACUCUCUUGAGUUUUUAGGUGGUUAGGUUUUAUGACAGUCACUCUAUCCUCUUUUAAAAUGUACUAUAUAUGUGUUAUAUGUAUAUAUAAGUUAAAGUGACUUGAAAUCGAUUUGGUUGACAUUGUCUCAAGAACAGUAUCACAGCUGAUACCAUGGGGAGUCACAGGAGGUUGCACACCACCCAUCUGAGGGGAGGAUCCAGGAAGAAGUAGCUUUGAUUCUGAUCGGUUCAUCCUCAGGUGUUUCAGCAAACUACCCAGCAAGACUUGGCACAAGCCAAGGAUGGGAGAAUGGCCUUUUCUGCCCACAUCUCAGCAUGCAUUUUAAUUUCCUAAUCAGUUGUUAUUUGUCCUCAUUUGUCCCUAGGAAAUGUUUUAGUUUAAGACUUAACACCAGAUUUAUCUGUUAUCAAGAGAUUUCCCAAGAAACUGUGUUUUAGGGGCCUCCCUCAUCUAUGUGUGGGUGUAAAU
Messenger RNA from Tupaia belangeri chinensis (Chinese tree shrew), 8225 nucleotides. It is a transcript of the gene RASAL2, whose product is annotated as RAS protein activator like 2. NCBI's taxonomy places the organism in Eukaryota, Metazoa, Chordata, Mammalia, Scandentia, Tupaiidae. The record is from RefSeq and is a predicted model, not a curated record. Gene Ontology annotation, biological process: regulation of GTPase activity.